AUGGCAUUGGUAACAAUUCGUCGUACUCCAAGUGUCCAAACGCCUAAAAAAACGGAUGAAGAAGAAAAAUCUAGCGAAGUCAUUGACGAAGAUGCCACAAAUCGUACUAAUAAAAGCCUCAAUGAGUGUUACUUCGCGAACAAGGGCGCGGCACUGGUGCUGGGUAGCGCAGAGAACGGUUGCGCUGACCGUCGGCGAUCUCCGGCCCGUGUCCAGCCGCAGCCCGACAUACAUCACCACCUACAGUCCAUGUUUUACUUGGUGCGCCCGGAGGAGACGCUCAAAAUGGCGGUGAAAUUGGAGAGCGCUCACGCCGGUCGAACGCGCUACCUGGUAGUGGUGUGCCGGCAAGACGAGGCCGCCCUACUGGGCAUCGACUGUAAUGAGGGCACGACUGUAGGCCUUGUGCUGCGAGUGCUCGCCGAUACAUCUAUCAAAUUAGAUGGAGAUGGCGGGUUUAGUGUGUGUGUGUGCAAUCGACAACAUAUAUUCAAACCGGUGUCUGUCCAAGCCAUGUGGUCAGCACUACAGACUCUGCACAGGGCGAGCGGCAGGGCGCGGGAGUUGAACCAUUUUGCGGGCGGGACAUCGCACGCAUGGUGUUCGUACUAUGAAGGCCAUAUAGACUCGGACCGCUCAUGCCUUAAUGAAUGGUACGCCAUGGAUUGUAUUGAAUCACGCCGACCGCCCUCACCUGACUCUCUUCGACAUAAACCUCGACAAAGAGACGAGACAGAGAGAGUAAUAAGGUGCACACUAAAAGAAAUUAUGAUGAGCGUAGAUUUGGACGAGGUUACAAGUAAAGCGAUUCGAGGACGCCUAGAAGACGAGUUAGAUAUGGAUUUAGCUGAAUAUAAAUCUUUCAUAGAUCAGGAAAUGCUGACUAUACUUGGACAAAUGGAUGCCCCCACUGAAAUAUUUGACCACGUCUACUUGGGAUCCGAAUGGAAUGCCAGCAAUCUGGAGGAGUUGCAGAGGAAUGGAGUUCGACAUAUAUUAAAUGUAACAAGAGAAAUAGACAAUUUUUUCCCUGGCAUGUUUGAUUACCUAAAUGUUAGAGUAUAUGACGAUGAUAAGACUGACCUUUUAAAACAUUGGGAUAAUACUUAUAAAUAUAUUAAUAAAGCCAGAAAUGAGGGAUCAAAAGUUCUCGUUCAUUGCAAAAUGGGUAUCAGCAGAUCUGCCUCUGUCGUGAUCGCUUAUGCCAUGAAGGCCUUCAACUGGCAUUUCGAUAAAGCUCUCAAAUAUGUGAAAGCGAAAAGAAACUGCAUUAAACCGAACACAAAUUUCUUGAACCAAUUAGAGACAUACCAAGGUAUUCUCGAUGCCAUGAAAAAUAAAGAAAAGUUGCAAAGGUCUAAGUCAGAAACAAAUCUUAAGUCUCCAAAGAAUGCAUCGAAAAUGGAUAAUAAAAUAACUGACCCCACGCCUUUAGCUUUGGCUAUGACGGGUUCUUAUACGGGACGACCGCGAUCCUGGUCUCCAGACACUAAACUAGCGUCAGAAUUACUUCCUCCGACUUCGGUGUCCCUUGAACACCUCGCUUUGUCAGAGACCCGGCAUAUGUUGAUGCCUUGCGCUAGUGGCAGCUACAGUGUCUCUCCGAAUCAAAUCAUUAGACUAAAGGAAGAAGGAGUUCUUUCAGUUAAGCAUAUCGUUAAUGAAAUCGAAAAUGCCGCAAUCGGAGAUAAAAAGGAAGCUCCCCGAAGAAAUCAGCGAUUAAAUUUUAACAACGUCCCUGAUAACAUCUCAGCUAGUAAUAUCGGGGAUCAGACAAGUAAACUCCAAUCGUCUCCGUUACGCAACGUAGGACAAAAGUAUUCGCAGUUAGACGACAGAAUACACACGUGGGAUCCGGGGGAAGCGCAGUGGGUGAACAAUGAAGAAUUAGGGAACCCUAGCGACAGUGACAAUAUAGUGAAGAGUGAUAGUGGUAUUGUGGACAUUAAAUUAAAACCGAACGACGUCAUAUACGGUUCGGUCGAACGAAGUUUAGACUGUGACGAGAGAAGAGCCGUCGACGAGGACGCGCCGCCGCCGAGUCGACAGAGCUCUUGGAGCUCGUUCGAUAGUGCGGCCCACGACCUCUCUCGGCACUCCUCGUGGGGCUCCUACGACACGCGCUCCUGUCGCCCCCAGGUGGUCGCAAGAGACGACAAACGGCCCAAGGAGCCGCCCGAUUCGCCCGCGCCGCCGAAGCCCGCCUCCGACCUCGGCAUCAUCGACGAGCAUACGGAGCCGCGCCGGCGUGGUGCUCCGCCCCGCCCGCCCGUCGAUAUCGCGGAAAACGAACGCAAAUUCAACGAAACGUGUGCCAUACUAAAGGAGAUCGCGUCGACCGAGGCGGGUGAAGAGCGGGGUCGCCUGGCGGCGACAUGGGGCGGAAGGCUGUCGGCUUCGGCACCGCCCGACACGUGGCUGCGGUCCGGGCCAAGACGCCGCCGCCUUGCCGCUGCGUCCCACGGAGACCUGCCGCGCGACACUCCCGCGCCACCAGCCCUCUCCGGAGCGGCGGGCUUAGUCAGCAACCUGAAGAAGGAAUUCGAGGCACGCUCCGAGAGCGAGCGGCCGCGACGGUCGGCGUCGCGAGGCCGCGGCGGAGAGGACGUGUCGGUGCGGGUACUGGUGGACCGUUACGACGCUCCGACCCGCGCUCGCUCGGAGUCCGGCGGCGGUGGUCGGGCAGCUCGCGGCUCGUUCUGCGGUGCCGAGAGGCCACCCGUGGCGCCGACGGUGCUGGCGCUGGCUCCGCUGCACUACACGGACCUUGUGUCGACCGUCCUGUCUAAAGCUCAAACUAAGAAACUGGCGCAGCACGGGAAGACGCACCCGUUGACGAGGCUCAACUUGAAUCGAUCGAACUCUAGGUGUUCGAAUCCUGUGUACAAUACUAUGUAG
Messenger RNA from Pieris macdunnoughi, 2898 nucleotides. The record is from the annotation of a GenBank genome assembly. Lineage: Eukaryota; Metazoa; Arthropoda; Insecta; Lepidoptera; Pieridae.